GCAUUAUCCCCGGGUCAUGUGACUCUCAGUCAUCAUGGUGGAGCAAGAACAGAUCCAGAAGAGGACUUUCACCAACUGGGUCAACGCCCAGCUGGCCAAGAGGAGGCCUCCCUGUAUGGUGGCGGAUCUCUUCAACGACCUCCGUGAUGGAUCCAAACUGCUGGACCUGCUGGAGGUGAUGAGCAACCAGCGCAUCAGCCGCGAGCGAGGAAGAGGAACGUUCCACCACAGGAGCAACAUCGAGAAGGCCCUGGCCUUCCUCAGGCAGAAAUCAAUCAAACUGGUCAACAUCAACAUUCCCGACAUCAUCGAUGGCAAACCCUCCAUCAUCCUGGGCCUGGUCUGGACCAUCAUCCUCCAGUACCACAUCGAGGAGCUGGCCAGCGCGCUCUCCUUCAACUCCCGCCAGUCCUCCAUGGAGUCUCUGGCCAGUUUGGACUCUCGCUCCACGUUGUCCUGCGGCAGUCCCGCGCCCCGCAAGGGCUCACCGCUCCACGCCCGUUUCAGGGUGUCCGCUAAGAAGGCCCUCCUGCUGUGGGUGCGCGAGCAGUGUCACAAGGCCGGCUGUUCCGUCAACGUCAAGGACUUCAAGGGCAGCUGGCGGAGCGGCGUUGUCUUCCUGGCCAUCUUGUACGCCCUCAGGUCGGACCUGGUGGAUCUGUCCAAGGCCAGAACCAGGAGCAACAAGCAGAACCUGGAGGAGGCCUUUCACGUGGCCGAGAGAGAGCUGAAGAUCCCGCGGCUGCUGGAGCCCAAUGAUGUGGACGUUCGGGAGCCGGAUGAGAAAUCCAUCAUGACCUACGUGGCCCAGUUCCUGCAGUACUCCAGAGACCUGCCCAUCCCCGAGGAGGACACGCAAUAUCUGACUCCUCCUAAAGCUCCUUCUCCUAUCAGCCUUCCCGUGCACUACACGCCUGCUAUCUCCACCUCACCACUGCGCCAGGCGACACCAGACCGUAAGGCCCAGGAGGUGUCGUGUUGGCUGCUUCAGGCCUACGAAGAGCUGCUGGAGGGCUGGAACUCCACCGAGGACGAGACCUACUCGGAGCGUUACCAGGUGUUCCAGACCUUUCUGGUGUCUUUCAAUGAGCAGCGACGUCCCAUCAUGCCUCUGCUGACCGCCAUGAGACGAAGCUCCAAGCUGAGCGAGGAGCAGCGAGCCCUUCGGGAGGCGUGGGAUGCCCUCACAGAAAAGCUACGCGAGUACAAAAUAGAGUUAGACGUGAGGCUGCCAGCCCCUCUGGACCUGGUGGCACGAUGGCUUCUGAGAACCGAGGCGGUCCUGGCCGAGGAAGAGGGUGACCCCCUGGACCAUGGCCGGGCUGCGGACGAAGCCAAGGAAAAACAGGAGCAACUCAAGGUCUGCCAAGAGGAAAUGCCCCAACAAUUGAAGACUUUCCAGGCCUUCCUGAACCAGGAUGUGUACGGAAACAUGUUGGUCCCCACUGAAAAGAUGGAGGAGCUGAAGAGAAGAUUCACCGGUGUAAGAGUGAGCGCUAAGUACCAUGGGAUCAAGCUGGAGUACCUUGAGCACCGUCACACUGUUUUGGAUUUGCUGGGGCAGAUCUGGACCAAAGUCCGUUUAUGGAAGAGGCCUUAUCUCUCUCCAGAGGCAAUCAGAGUGCUGCUGCAGGAAUGGAAUGACCUAGUAAACAAUCGAGAGAUACCUUCUACGUUGGAAGCAGCCCUUCGUAAGUUGAAGCAGGUUGCUGAGAAAUACUCAAGCAAGUCUGCCCUCGCUGCCGACUACCCCCAAGUUUGUCAACAAGUGACGCAGAUAGAGGAGGACACGGCAGCAGCUCUGGUGGAGGUGACGUCGGCCAAAAGCGCCUUGGAACGGGUGCUGACCGCCUGGGACUCUUAUAGUGAUGGGAUCAGCUCCAUGGAGGCGUGGCUCGAGCAGAGCUUAGCCGGACAGAGUUACGGUCCCCAGCCAAAGGUGACAUCCGAGUCCUUGGCUGAGUGGGGGUCCCGACUAGCUCACCUGAGCGAGGUGGCAAACUUUUUGAUGGAGUCGACUGACCCACAGAGCAGCAAGAGCCUGGCGGGGGAGCUGCAAAAACUCAAGAUGAUAUGGGAAAAAUUCAACCAAAGAAACACUUUGGACAGCACAGACAAGUGCAAUGUUGAUAUUGAGACCAGACCUCAAGACCUUCAGGCUCUGGUCGAGGAGGCGAGUCUUCUUCUCAAAGAGCCUGUAGAGACAAUGGCGGGUCCGUUACGCAUCUAUAGAAAAAGAAUACAGUUCAUGCUGAGGAAGAUAAAGGAAGUGGAUCUGGAAUCUCUUGAUUCAUCUUCAGAAGGACCAUCAGAUGAAUUAAAGAAACUAAAGAUGGCCAUGCUUGAAGCAAAACAAACUCUGUGCGAAGCAGAGAAGGUGUGUGCCGAUUUGCAGCACAGUGUUUCAGGUCUUGACAGUCGCCUCGCUGAGCUUCUGCACUGGGAGACUGAGACCAGGGAUCUAUACCAGCUGCUGAAGGCCUCAGAGCUACGGCAGCAAAGAGGCCAAGAUCCAAGAGCUAAGGUCGCGAUAUCACGUGGGCUCCAGCUGGAAGGUCAGGUGGUGACAGAGGAGCAGGACCUUCAGGUCUUGAUAAAGACACAUCAGAAGAACUCUCCCAUCCAAUGUCUCCAAGCUUCCACCAUACAGGGCCGUGUGCGAGCAACUGUGGCUCACUCACAAGAGGUGGUAGGACUGCUAAGUAGCCUGGGGACUCGAAGGGACAGAAGCAGGAGCCCCACAGGAGGGCCUCCAUCCAAAGUCUUUAUUCAGGCCAAAACCAAGCCUCAUCAUCUAAGACAGCUGGGCACUGGUCCACCAACACAGGAGUGCACUACCUUGUCAGAAUUUCAUCCAUCUCAAGAAGUGUUUGUGCCAAAGAUAGUGGUGCAGGAAUACAGAGAAGAUACAAUAGGUUUACCCCCAGUGUCUUAUAGUUCUGCACAAGAAGAGAUGCAGACUAGCCCGACACAAGCAGAAGGCCAAACUCAGGCCUGGGCAGUGAUGACGGAACAAGAGCAGACUGCAGAGAACACAUGGAUACAGCAGCAACAGCUUAACAGAGCAGAAGCACAAGACCCAAAGUAUUACCAAGCCCAAGCAGAGGUACUAAAAGAAAAAGAGAACACAAAGAAAGAGACACAGAUUCAAAAAGAUGGGGAGCAGCAACUGGAGGAGAUGGAAGGUUAUAAAGAGGACCAGCUAAUGCAUGUAGAGAUUGAAAGAAAACUCACGCAGACAACUGCAGUGCAUGAGCUGACGUCACCAGUAAAGAAACCUCUUAAAUCACAAGAACUUCAAUGCAAAAAGGCCCGGGGCUUGAAGAACCGACCAUGGCUUAAAAAAACAGGAGAACACGAUAUUCAAAGUCCAAACAAAGAUUCUGCCCAAAAAAUAGUUCAGCCUACACAGCCACAGAAGAAUAAAGACAUGAUAGGAUCCACUGAAGUUGUUCAUCACCAUACAGUAACCUCCAGGACACAGCCUGAGACCCAAGACAAGUCUGCUGGUCAGUCAACCAGAAGGAAAAAACUAAAAGAACAGCAGCAGAAACAACAAAUGCCGAUUGUAGUAGCGCAGCCAGAAGAAGGCACAAGGAAUAAGUCAAAGGCAGUAGAUCUGCCACUUCAGCAAGCAAACGUCAAAAGUCAGCCCUCAGCAGAAAUGAUGGCUCAGUCACAGGUUCAGCCCCAGCCUCUAGCACACAGCCAAGUUAUAGCUCAAGGGCUAACCUGGGCUCAAGUUAGCCCUUUAUCUCCUAUUCAGGCUCCUCUGCAGGACAACAUUCUACCACCUGUGCCUUCCCAUAUUCAGCUUCGUAGUCAUCCACAGUCCUGGUCCCCCGUCAGGCCGCCGUCCCCUAAGCCACCAGCGCAGGCACAAAGUCCGACCCACGUAAUCACUCAUGCACAAGUCUCUCAAGAGACAAUAUUCCAGAUGCAAAGACACCCUCAGUUAACUCAGCCUGAAAACCAAACAAUGCUUCAACCUCAAAGACAUUCUCCUCUAGAGACUCAGACUCAAAUCUAUGCAGCUCAGCCUCAAACCAGUCUUGCAUCCAUGGCUCGUGCUCAAACCCACCCCUUGUCAAAAACACAGCCUGUGACCCAGUCCCAAGUCAAACCUCAAACCAUGGCCAAGAUUCAACAAAAUGUUCCGCCCAAGACCCAAAUUCAGGCCCCUGUCCAUGCAAAGACUAAACCCCAAAUCAGUUUUGGGUCUACGGCUCAUGAGCAAACACAAUUUCAGGAAAUGACACAACCUCAAAAAUUUGCUAAGCCAAUGAUUAAACCUCAAGCUAAGCCAGAGCCCAUGACAGUGGUUCAAACCCAUCCUCUGUCCAAAGCCCAGUCUCAAAGCUGUGUUUACGCCGGGACCCAAUCACAUGCAAAAACAGAGACUGUGGACGAGAUCCAACCCGAGUCUUUCACGCUUACUCAUGUUCAAUCUACAGAACAGUUUCAAACACUUCCCCUUUUGAAAAUUCAGCCAAGUCUUACACAACCUUUGACUCAACAAUAUCCUCAAGGUCAACCAAUAUUUCAGCCUCAGGGACAUCCUUUGACUCAAUAUCAUGCACACUCUCAGUCAGCAGUCCAACACCAAAGCCAUAUUGCCCCGGGCCACCUAGCCACUUGGACCAAUGUUAGCAGCUCUUCCUCAAAGUCGAUGACACACCCACAAACUCCAGUGCAGCCAGUGGUUUACCUUCAAAAUUACUCCAAUGCUCAGCAGUGGGCUGCGAGGCAGGAGCCACAAAAUAGUGACAUUGUCCGGCAAAUGCAUCACAUUCCUCAACCUUUCACUCAGCAAACAGGUCAAGCUCCACAGUUUCAGGCUUCACAAGCACCGCAAGGGCCUCAAGGUGGUCAUCCACAAAGACCUCAAAUGGGUCCCACAGGGUAUUCUAACAUGAUACAAUCAUAUAAUCAGUCUCAGAUGCAGAUACACUCGCAACCUCAACCCCAGACUCAAACCUUGUCCCAAAUAAGGCCCCAAAAUCAACAACUGUCACAGAUGCCAGUGUAUGAUGUGACUCUAAUGCAGACACAACAUGGCCAGAGUGAGCAACCAAUGUGGAUGCAGGUACAGCAUUUACAAUCCCACUCUUCUUAUCCCCAGGCUCAGCAAUAUCCAUCACCUGACCGUGUUAAUGUCCGCGCUCAAAUACCACAACUACAACAAACUAAUGUAGUGUAUCCUCCACAUCCUCACCUUCAACCUCGUCUACAGGCCCAAUCCCAACCUCACAUUCAGACACAAGCACAUAUGCAGCCACAGUUUCCCCUUGCCCAGCUUAAUCCUCAGUUUCCUCCACAAUUCAGAUCAAUAGUUCCAACACCAAGCCAACCCCAGACUCAAUCACUGUCGCAAUGUAUGCCCGAACCACAGCUCGCACAACAAUCUAAAGUUCAGCCAUCCCUCCAACCCAAACCUCAGUUUCUGCCCUUAUAUAAACCUGAACUGCAGCUGGUUCAUCAAGCCAUUGUCCAGCCUACCACUCAAACCAACGCUAAAUCAAUGCCGCAAUGUAAACCUGAACCCCAGAUAGCCCAAUCACUACCUGAGUAUAUACCUGAAUCCCAGCUGGCUCAUCAGGCUAAAUAUGUAUCACCAACACAAAGCAGUGUUGGAUCAAUGCCACAACCUUCACCUGAACUCCAGUCACCACAACUCAAGAUUCAGUCACCAAUCAAACCAGCUACACAAUUACAACUAAAGGUCCAAAAAUCACCUGAACCCAUGUCUCAUCUGCAGCCACAACCUCCAAUUAAAUCUGCUCCUCAAUCCACACAAAAGCCAACCCAUUCAAUCAUCCAUUCCCAGGUGUGUGUUUUGCCUCACUCCCAGGCAGAAUCACCAGACCUCUGCUUGACACCACCUGUCCUUGCUCAAGCACCUCCCCAAGCCUAUUCUGAGGCCUAUGCUAAGGCCCAGGCUUUGGCUAGAAACGGUUUUGAGGAGGCUAAGCACUGCCUCCAGGGGCACAUCCUGGAGGCCAUCACUAUCUUCAAAGAUAAAUGCAUACCAGAUGGACAGGCAUCAGCGACAGAGACUCUGAAAACCCUGGAUCCAGAGUUACUGGAGGAAUUCCUAAGAGCAGCAAAGGGCAUGGAAGCCUUCUGUACACCUUCCCAGCUCAAAGACAUGGAAACCUUCACUCAGUCUGUCAGGUCUCAGUGGGAGUCUUGCUUCUCAGCUGAGUGCAGACUCCAAGCAGGCAACCAUUUGGAGACCUUAAAAGAGUUGUGUGACAUGCUCAGUCCAGAGGACGCUCAUCGUCUAGCCCACACUCAGUUGAGGGAGUGUGAGAGUAGCUUGGCUGCAAUCCAGCGCCAAUUCAGUGGAGACCAAGAAGCCCUACUGCCUGAUUCAAGGAUUCCUGUUGUAUUCAAUGAUGAUCAGACCCCACAAAAAGAAACUGAAAGUGUUAAUCCAUCAAUUUCAACUGAGGCGUCACAGAUGAAAAUCAUGACAGCAAGUGUAGAACAAAAACCGGUUAAAAAGCAGCCCCCAGUUGUGGAAGAAGUCAUCAAAAAGGAAGCUUUAGAGAGAUAUGAUAAUUGCAAGAAGUCUCUGCAAGUCCAGCUGUCUAAAAAUGAACAGAGCAUCAGCGAUGUCCCCUCAGACUCUGGGACUCUAAAAGGUCUUCACACUCGCCUUCAGGAAAUUCAGUUCUUGAGGCAGGAGACGACAUCUCUGUGGUCUGAGUUUGCAAACCAGUGCUCCUACUUGAGUGAAGAUGCUGGUCUGGAGCAGGAGAAAUCAGAGCUUGAGGAUCAGUGGCGGGCUCAACAGUCCAACCUUCAGAGGAGAGGCAGCUCACUGGGUGCUGCUCUUCGACAAAUUGACUCAACAGAGAACCACAUGGUGGAUUUCAGCGACCGCUUGGACCGUUACCUUAGACAACCCAAAGACAUCACUGCCUUCACACUGGCCAACACUAACAUCCUGAAAGACAUCAAGGAACUGGAUGAAAAUAUCCAGAGUGAACUGGAUCAGCUUUCACGUCUGGAGCCUGAAUCCAGCAACCUUGAUCCCAGAGACUGUCUACCUCUCUCCCGUGAGGUAGAAGCCCACAGAAACAGCCUGGAUCAGCUUCGGCAACAAGUUCGCAAGAGUGAGGCGGCUGCUCGGGCUCUUGACCGCUUCCUCGUGUCACUUCGCACCUUAGAGGAGGACAUCGCCGGAGUCCAGGGAGCCCCCUGCAGUGACACUGUGGCUCUGCAAGACUGUCGCGCCAAGCUCGCUGUUAUUAAACAGAGUGUGGGCAGUCUGAAAGACAAGGCGCCGCAGCUAGAUCUGCUGUUGCAGGGGGCUCGGCUGACGGUCACAAAGGAUGGUUCUCCUGCCUCCUGUCUAGACAUGGUAAAUGUCUUGUUGAAGAAGCUGGGAGAAGCUGAUAGCGGACUUGUAAGUCAGCAGCAGAGCCACAAGAAGGGAAACCAGAGCAAAUCUUUGGGAUUGAGGAAGAGGACCCUGUUGGGAGAAGUGAGAAAGCUCCAGGACACCAUCGAAACACGAGGCCUAACUGAGGCGUCCAUGCCAGCCGUGCAACAGAGACUUCGGGCUCUGUCUGAUUUGGAUGACCAGCUGCAGACUCUGAACUCAGAGCUCCAAAUUCUCAGGGACCUUCCUGAGUGUCAAGGAGAAGGUCAAAAUCCCCUUGAGGAGCUAGACACUCUAUACAAGCAGACUGAAACAUCUUUGACUGACAGGUAUCAGCAGUGCAGCAUCCUGAUGGAGCUGCUGAAGAAGUUCCAAAGCUGUCGCAGUGGGCUAAGUAACACCAUGCAGAGAGCGGAGCAGACCAUCAGUGAGCAAGCCUCCUACCUGGGCAAAGACAACCUUCAAAGGAUCAUAACCAAGGUCCAGGACAUUAAGAAGGAGCUAAGUGGCCUCGGUGAGCCGAUGGAUGAGUUCAGGGGAGUUUCUAAGCAGCUGCAGUCCACACUGAAGAAGUUCCCGGACUGCAGAGAGGCUCCAUUUGAGACUGAGGCUGACAUACUGAUGGACAACUGGCUGGAUAUGACCGAGAAAACAGACUCAUACAUGGACAACCUUAAGGUGGGCCUGGAACUGUGGGAAAAGCAAUUGAUGUUGGGGGGAGAAAUUGAUGGCUGGGUGGCCACCAAACUGGCACUCUUUGCGGAAAGCCACCCCUUCCACAAACAGGAGCAAGUUGUGGCAAUGAAGGAAGAGGUCCAGGCCCAUGAGGAAAACAUUGAUAAUUUCCACAAGAAGUCUGAGGAGAUCCAGGAAAUGCUUCAGAGUCAGGAUGCACCACUUGAAUUGCAAGUGAUGGAAACACAGCUGAGGAAGAGGAUGGAACAGGUGAAGGAGCUGUUUGCAGACUGCACCGACGUCUUUGAGGAGCUGAUGAUGGUGAAGACACAUUUUGCGGAGAAAAUUGCAGAGUGCCUGUCAGCCCUUGGGAACAUUCACUGUUCUAUCAGUGAGCUCCAUGCCUCAGAACCAAAAGCAGAGACCCAGAUGCAGGAUCUAGAGGCAGGUCUAGAGGACCAGGAGAGGCAGGCUGAGUCCGUGCUGAAGGAGAUUGCUCUGGUCUCCAGUGUGGCGAGUCCACAGGUGCUGGAGACUCUUUCGGCGGACUGCGAAGGACUGACCGCUGCCAUCGCCCGCGCCAAGGACAUAAUCCACCUGAAGAGAGAGGAGCGGGAAAAAGGCUUCCUCAAGGUCAUUGAAGAUGAGAGGCAGUCAUUUGAGGACUGGUACCAGGACCUGCAGCUGGCUGUCUAUGAGUGCUUCGAGGACCCAGAGAGUAGGUUGGAUGUAGAAACGUCUUUGCAGAGACUGACAGGCUUCUUGAAGACCAACGCUGCAGAGCAACGUCUGGACCAGCUGAAGGAUCAUCUGGACAUCGGCCGCCAACAGAUUGAUGCUCAACGGCUGACCGAGCUCGGCAACUGGCUGAAAGAUGAGCGCGAGGAGGUGCUCAGGUUCACCAGACACUGUUUGAUUAGGCAGAAACAGAUAGAGUGUCUCCAUGCAGACUUAUGCGGUCUGCAGACACAUCAUGAUAGCCUCCUCGAGUGGCUGCAGGACAAAGAGAAUCAAAGUACAACCCCUGUCAAAGCCAAACAUCUCCUCAAGGACCUCCAGGAUGAAAGACAAAGAGCGGACGCCGUCAUUGAGCUCCUUGCUUCAGUGAGCCGCCAGGGCGUUAAAGCUGACCCGCUCGUGAAGGACAGCGACGACCUAAUACGGCGCUACCGAAAGCUGGAAGCCAGACUGCAGACACAGGCGGAGGCCCACGACAUCUUGGAGGGGGAACUGGAGCAGUUUAUGAGCCAGGCUGAGAGAACCAAAGGCUGGUUUAAAGACCUCCUACAGCCUUUUACCUUAGCAGAUGGAGACAAGCAGUGCAAGGAGAUGAGCCACCAAGCAAAGGCUCUUCUGAGCACAAAACCAGAGGGAGACUCCAAGGUGAACCAGCUGCGAUGCCUGAGCCAGAGUCUUUGCGAGCAGGAGCAGUUGGAGCAGAGCAAGAAACAGCAAGUCCAGGAGUCGCUUCAAGACGUGGAGGACGAAUGGCAAGCUGUCCUCCAGGCUGCUGAAGAUACUUUAAACAAGUCUGAGAAGCAAGCUCGCCUACACCAAGAAAUGGAUGCUUUCAGAGUCCAGAGUGACAGCUUGCAGUCCUGGAUCAGCGACUCUGCUGAGGACAUUCAGUCUCCUGGAGGUUGCACGGAUGAAAAGCAGCAUGACAUUCUGCUCAUUAAAACAGACUUGGGGUCUAAGCUCCAGAACCUUAAGGAGCAGGGCGAGAGUCUGUGCAACAGUGUGGACUUGGAUGAAGGCUUUCGAAAGGAGAUCCAGGACACAAUAAGACUAAGAGAAGAGCAGUGGCAGACGGUAACGAAGGCUGCUGAGGAGAUGGAGACUGCAGCCUCUGCCGACAAGGACGUUGCUGCACUCCGAAGUCGCAUCAAGGCCACCCAGUCUUGGAUCAGGGAGCAGAGGCACAAGCUGCUGUCGCUUGGAAGUCACAUGCUGCUCCAGGAAAGACUGCAAGUUACACAGGCUGUUAUGGCUUCCGAACAUGAGGGCCAAUCAAAAGUUUUGGACUUGAAGAAGGAAGAGGAGAACCUGGAUGCGAGCAGAAGGCCCGAGGUGACGCAGUUGGUGUUAGACCUGGAGCAGCAGUGGAGGUCCGUCCUGCAGACGUGCAAAGAGGCCGAAUUGCGAGGUUUCGCUGACGACUUUGAGACUCAGAGUAAAACCACGCAGUCAUGGGUGAGAGAGCAGGAGAAGAAGCUGCAAUCCGUCAGCGUCCACGCUCCACCUGAAGAGAGAUGUCGCACAAUCCAGGAUGUUCUGCAGUCCAAACCUGACGGCGACUGCCAGGUGAACAACCUGAGGAGGCGGGGCCAGAGUCUUUGUGACCGUCAGGACGUAGAGGAGGGCAGAAAGUGUCAAGUCCAGCAGACGGUCCAAGACACGGAGGAGCAGUGGAGGGAGGUUUUGCAGGUCGCCAGAAAGCUGAGAGAGGAUAUAGGAGCUCAAAUGAACCAAGAGAUGGAGAGGAGAGUUUUGGAGCUGACAGAAUUCAAAAGCCUCCAUCAGGAAACCAACCACUGGCUCUCAGACCUCCAGCAACAGCUGGAUUCUCUAACCAGUCAAUCAACAGAACAGGGAAGACUACAUGCCGCACUGACCAUCAUGGGCUGCAAGUCCGAGGGGGAUAUUAAACUUCAAGAGAUGAAGAGACGCUACCAGAGUUUAUGUGCCGAGGAACUCGAGCAGCACCAAAAAGCGGAUCUUGAGCGGAUCGCACGGGACACACAGGACCAGUGGACCGCCGUCCUCGAGAGUGCCAAAGCGACGCUGAAUGUGUUGGAGAAGCAGAGUGCUCUGAAGUGCCAACUGAGGAAGCACAAAGAGGCCAGGGAAGAAGUCCAAACCUGGCUGAAAGAACAGCAACUGAGCCUCAAUUGUCAUAAAGAUCAUGAAGUGACCAUAACCACUGCACAGGCCAUCCUGAGCUCCAAACCCAACAGAGACUCUGAGCUGGCCGAGCUGAAAAGACAAAGCCACAGCCUCUGUGACCACGAGGACGUCGAGGAUGCUGUCAAGCGGGAGUCUCAACAAGCAGUCAGAGACUUGGAGGAGCAGUGGAGGACGCUGCUCCACGAUGCUGAGAACUCGCUGAAGAAAGCAGAGGUUCUGUACUCGCUCUCGAGGGAGCUGCAAGCCUUCUUUAGCCAGGCAGCUAGCACUGACACCUGGUUGGAGGAGUUGCAGGCACAGCUUGAGACCACCGGGACAGACACUUUAGGCAGCCAGGUCCAGAUAGAGGACCGUCUGAAUACGGCACAGACCAUCUUGAACUCCAAGUCCAGUGGAGAGACUCGUGUGAUGGAGCUGCAGAGGCGUGUGCAGAAUCUGUAUGAACACGAGGACUUGGAGGAGGACAGUAGGCUGGAGGUCCAAACAAAGCUCAAAAAGGUGGAGGAGCAGUGGAGGACCAUCAUGCAGGCAGCGGAUGAGAGGAGCAGGCUACUACAGACGGUCGUGGGCAACCAGGUGUCCUGUCGGUACCAACAAGGACAAGUGCGGUCUCGUUUUGAGGAGCUACAAACACAGAUUUCCAGUUUGCCUCGCGACUUCUCCUGGCCAGGCUUGGGAGAGCGGAGGCAGGCGAUGGAACAAGCCCGGAGCCUGCUGGACAGGAGUGCAGCCCUGGGCCCCCUCCUCUCUGGUUUACGCACCAAGGCUGCAGAACUGUGUGAGACCACCCAGGACCCCGAAUGGGCUGAUUCAACCUGGGGUAGCAUUGAAGAAUCCAUCCCAAUUCUUCUCAAACAGUUAACAGAGGCGCUGGCAAACCUGGAGCGAGGAAUCAUGGCAGAGAGGCAAUGCACUCAGCUUUUGGAACAGCAUGAAGCGGCACAGGACUGGCUGAGAGAGCAGGUGAAAGCCCUGAAAGCGCCUCCAGAUGACAGAAAAGGUCUUCACAGUGCCAUCAACACACUGAAGGCGUUACUCCAGACUGUGGAUAGGGAGCAGAGAGAGAUGAAGGAGCUGGAUGCCGCCAGAGAUGAUCUCCUCAGCGUCUGCACCCCCGGUGGUCGGGAUGCUCUCACCCUGGAGGUUAGCCACCUGCACGAGCUCUGUGCCACCUCUGAGCAUGAUGUGAAGGACCACCUGGCGGCCUGCGAGGCCCGCUUGCGGGACCUGGAAUGCCAGGCAGCCCAAAAGACGAAGGCGCUGACAGAGAAAGCAACUGCUCUGCAGUGGGAGCUGCGAUCUUUGGACCAGGCGCUGGGAUACAGUGAACCGCAGGACAAUGUUGAACAGAUCCAACAGCACUGGCACAGCCUGCAGAAUUGUAAAAAGUCGCUCGAGGAAAUCCACGGGAAAGUUGAUCAGCUGCAGGAGGAAGUCCGUUCUGCCAAUGAGCUGCCAAUAGAAAUAACCACCAGCGUCGACUCUCUGCGCCAACAACAUGACAGUUUGCAGACCAGGCUGAGGGAGCAUCAACAAAGUUGCUCAACAAAUGCUGCUCGCUGUUUGACGAAUUCAAUCCAAGCACUGCAGGAAUGGACCCACAACCACAACAAGCCUUCGGAAUCCAUUGCAACUGUGCAGGAGGCAGCAGAUGAAGGGGAAAAGAUGCAGGCUAUUCUUCAGGAGGCACUUUCUCAUCAUCAAUUUCUGAGUGACUGUUUAAAGCAGGAUGUGUUUGACAAACUUUCAAAAGACAGUUCAGAAACACUCAGACAAGCAGGGACACUCCAGAUGUCUCUCUGUCACAACUUAAAGGAACUUAUGAAAAGGAGUGACCAAAAAACGGAUGAUCAGCCUAUGGAUAUUGAUGUCCAUUCUGAAGAGAAAAAGACAUCUUUGGUGGCACCUCCACGGAAGAACAAAAAGUCCAUUAGGAAAAAGUCUCAAGAUGGAUUCCAACAAGACAUUCCCUCAACUGACACAUCAGGACUGGAUCAGGAUGACUUGUCAGUUUCAUCGAGGUCCAGUGAGCAAACUGAUGAUACUGAUUCAGGAAAAAACAAAGAAAUUCCAACAAGAAAGAAGUCAAAGACCAAGCAAGUAUCCCUGGAUCGUCUUUCGACAGGGGAAAUAGUUCAUGUGGAAACCAAGAAAACUGAACAUGAAUCUAAAAAGACUUCAGUGAGGGGGCAAGAUGAAGCUAUGGUGAUGGAUGAAAGAAAGACAACAUCUGCAGCGACUCCUUAUACCAAUGAUGUACCACAGGCUAAAGAAGGAACAGAAAAGCUUCAUGGUGCCACAACUCUAGAGUUAGUUUCUGUCAGUUCUACAGAAAAAAGCCAAUGCUUGAAAAGUAAGGAACCUUCACCUACAGAAGAAAGUACAAACAUAUCCGAUGCAGCUUUUGUGGAAGCAAAGAUCACAUCCAAUAGAAAGUCAACGCUUCUAGAAGACAGAGAACUUGGUGUCUGUAAUGAUUCAAACCUCGACAAAGCAAGAAAAGACUCUGAAAGUGGGGAAGCUUCUGCAGUAGCUCAACUCGUCACAGGAAUUAUUGAGGCAGCUAUGAAAGACAUUGCUUUACCUUCAAAGAAGGAUCAGAUAGAACUGGAACAUACUAAAACGUCCUCAGCUUCACAAGCUGUCACAGGCACCCCCGAGGUUGAUAUUGCCAAGGCAGGAAAGAUCUCACCACCCAAAAGAAAGUCAAAGAGUUCUAAGGUUUCUCAAGGGCAGCCUAAAACAAAAGAGCAAAUUGUGACAAAAGAAGAAUUCUAUCUGAAACCGAAAGAGAAAAAACUUGUAGGAGUUGAAGAACUUGGCGUUUGUGACGAUUCAAACCUUCAGAAAGCAACCGAAGACUCUAAAAGUGGGGAAGCUUCUGUCGUAGCCCAACUUGUCACAGGAAUCAUUGAAGCAGCUAUGAAAGACAUUGGUUUACCUUCAAACAACGUUCAGAUAGAACUGGAAAGUACAAACACCUAUUCAACUUCAAAAGUUUUCACAGGAAUCCCUGAAGUUAUUAUUGGGGAGGAAGAAAAGAUCCCACCACCCAAAACAAUUUUAAAGAGUUCAAAGAUUUCUCCAGAGCUGCCUAAAAGAGAGGAGCACAUUUUGACGAACAAAGAUUUCUAUCUGGAACCAAAACAGGAAAAACUUGUAGAUGUCAAAAAACCUAAUGUUUGUGACGAUUCAAACCUCAACAAAGCAGGAAAAGACUCUGAAAGUGGGGAAGCUUCUGUUGUAGCCCAAUUUGUCACAGGGAUAAUUGAGGCAGCUAUGAAAGACAUUGCUUUACCUUCGAAGGAGGAUCAGACAGAACUGGGAUGUACAAAAACUUCCUCAGCUUCACAAGUUAUCAGAGGAAUCCCUGAAGGCAUUGCGGAAGAAGGAAAGAUCUCACCAUCCAAAAGAAAGUCAAAGAUUUCUCCAGAGCUGCCUAAAAGAGAGGAGCAUAUUUUGACAGAAGACAAAUUUUACCUAGAACCAAAAGAAGAAAAGCUUGUAGAAGACCAAGAACUUAGUGUCUGCAACGAUUCAAACAUCCACAAAGCAACAAAAGACUAUGAAAGUGAGGAAGCUUCUGCAGUAGCUCAACUGGUCACAGGAAUCAUUGAGGCGGCUAUAAUAGAACAUGGUAUACCUUCAAAGAAAGAUGAGAUGGAACUGGACUCAAGAAAAACGUUCUCGGUUUCACAAGUUGUCACAGAAAUCCCUAAAGGUAUUGCGGAGGAAGGAAAGAUAUCACCACUCACGAGAAAGUCAACGGAUCGGAAACUUUCACCCAAACUUCCAUCCAAAGAAAUGAUAGUGCCGACACAAACGUCAUUUGAGUCUAGCGUCAAAAGGGAAGAAGCCGUUACUCCUUUGCCAGUCUAUGCUGUUGGUGAUACAGAUGAUGACAAAGUAAAUCAAGACUAUGAAAGUGGAAAAAACACUUCAGAAGCACAUGCAGUAACAACAACACUUGAGGCUUCUCCUGAAGAUGAAAGAAAAAUCUCACCAUCCAAAAGAAAUUCAAAGAGAUCAACAGCUUUUCCAGGACUUCCUAAAAAGAUGGAAGAAAAAUCUGAUAGUCACAGACCUUGCUCUAAUACAGGAAAUGCUGAGACUACUGUGUUUGAGGAAAGUAAACUGAAAAAUGAGGCAGAGCCUGAACAGAAGUCUUCUGAUUCCGUAGAGCCAUCUGAGAACAAUAUCAGUGACUUGCCAAUUGAAAGACAAGCAAAACAUUUUGAUGAUUCAAAUUCAGUGGUUGAUAAAGAUACAUGUUUUCAGCCUGAGGAGGGUGAACAAGUCGACACACUAGUAAAAGCAAGCAAAACCAAAGAUAAUGUUGUAGGAAAGAUCUCACCACCAAAAAGAAAACAAAAAAGUGGGAAGGUUUCAUCAGAAACUCCCAAAUUGCCAACUAGGAGAAAGUCCAAAAAUCAUGAUGUUUCCAAAGAGCCAGUUACUGAUGUCAGUGAAGGUUUUGAGACCAAGACUGGAGAUUCAAGACAAGGCCCUGAAAGUGAGGUGAAGUCUUCAGUUGAACUGCUGGUAAAGAGUAAACCGGAUGCGGCUGUUUUGGAAGAUAGAAAGCUCUCGCCGCCAAAAAGAAAGGUAAAGGGUUUAAAGGCUUCAACAGAUGACAUGCACGACGCUAUCAAGAGCCUGCCAGAAGACACUGUUGGAUUAGAAGUGAAGAACAAGGAUAUAGCUACCGCUGAUGUUAAAACAGAGACCAAGUCAGAUGAGAACACUUCUGAGUUGCAUGCAAAUGCAGCUGAAAAUGAUGGCACUAUACUUCCUCCCUUUGCACGUACUGGUGAGGCGUUUACAGAAAUGAUCUUAAUCGAUCAAACCAUGACUGCAAUGCAAACUGUUAUUGAGUUGGAACUGUUGGAAACAAGGGAAAUACCUGAAGAAGUGAAAGAUAAUAAUGUACAGGUACAGAUUAGUAAUGAUGAUGCCACCACAAGCUUGGAAAACCCGUCUGUAUUAUUAGAAAGUAUCCAAGGAAGGGCUGGUGUAGACAUGUUAGAGGUAAAUAUACAGAGUCAGGUAGAGGAUGGGCAGCUCUCUGUUAUGAGCAGUGCUGAACAGCAAGUGAUCCAAAGUGAGUCUGGUCAAUCCAGCUCUGUGGUUUUAACAAAACUUCAGCCAAAUAAAACUGAAUUGAUAGAAAUCAUAUUAUUUGACCCGGCCAUGGAAAAGAAAUGCCAGACUGACAGUCAGGUGGAACCUUCGGAAACCAGCCAGGAAACAUAUAUUGAAACCGUGGAACAAACAGCCGCCAUAUCUGCAAAUAGAAUGCAAGAUACUGCCUUGACAAUUCACAUUGGACCUGAAGUGCAUGUUUUAAAGGUAGAUGUAACAGCAUGUCAAGAGGAACAGGAAAACACACUAGAAACAGGACCAACAAAUGAAAUUGUUCAAAGUAAUAUUCAGUGUGAAAGACUGGCAGAAAACAAAGACACGUCAGACAAGAGUCUACCUAAGACAGCACUUGAGGAGUUACCAAAAAUCCAACAAAUUGUGAUUGAAAGUCAUUCUGCUCAGCUCCCCAAUGUUGAUUCAGAAGAAAAGUCAUGUCAAGCAGAGACAGACACUGGAGGAAGCACCCAAGAGGUCCAGGCCCGAACGUCUUCAAGUACUGAAGUUGAAAUGGCUUCAAAAAACAAGACUCAUGAGGGGGACAAAGACAAACCCCCAACAGAAAUGUCACCAGUGGAAAAGCAAGAAGUAAGCCGCAAAAGACAUGACGACGAGGUUCAAAGUGAAGCAAUUAAAGCUAUUUCUGUUGCUUUUGAGCCAGUUCAGCCACUAGAGAGUGGAAACAACAAAGACUAUGUUGAAUUAAUCCAAGAUAAAGAUCAGUCACAACUAUGUGCUGAAUCCCUUGGACAGGAAGAACUCCAAAUAGGUGUCGGACAAGAGAUGGCGUCACCACAUGAAUCAUCCAGUGAUAUUCAGCCCAUCAUAUCAUUAAUUAAAAUGACAGAGGCAGAAGUUUCAGAAUUUGCUGAACCUCCUUUACACUCUGAUUUGGAUACUGUAUCUGAUACUCAAACAGCGGAACAAGUUGAUAAUCCAGUAAGUUGUACAGCUCAAAAUGACAUUGGAAAGGUGGUCAGAUUUGGGCCACAAAAUAUUACCCACACAGACACUCCAACAAGUAACUCCGAGCCAAAUGAAGCGAUCUCUGAGAAUUUAAAUGUUGAUGCACUAGAAAAUUCUCCAUUGACGGACAUCUUCUCAGAGAUAAAGAUGGUCACAGACGCAGGACUUCUAAAGGAGGUUGAAGCGUGUGAGAAUCCUCUAGCAGAACUAAUGACCUCCAGCAGUGACCUUGAUGAUCGCCGGUGUAGGUUAGUGUUAAAACUCCUAAGCUGCAAGAGUCACUCCCCAGAGCUCCAGCCAACAGUUAUGAUGCAGCAGGUUAAGGAGGCUCAGGAAUGUCAAGACAUGGCCCAGGAUCAAGUAUCUCUGCUGUGCCAGCAGAGAGAUGUACCUGCUGAGAACUCAGACACUUUAGAGUUCGUGGAGGACCAGUGGAGAGCUGUUGCUCAGGAUGCAGCUGCUGUUGUCGAGAGCAAAGAAGCCCAUCUGCAGCUGGUGCAUAACUUCUGUCAAAUUACUCAAGAAACCAAGACUACAUUAGAAAGACUGGCAACUGAACUGGAUGUUGUAAGAAAUUCCCUGGCAGAGAGUAGCCACAAGAAGGCCGACCAGCUGAACUCCAUUAAGAGAGAUAUAGAAGAAAACAGGAGUGUCCUUGGGAAGUUACUUGGCAUCCACACAAAGCUGUAUCCCCUUCUUAGUUGCUCUAAUCAAGCAACUGCAAAAACUCAGCUUCAGACUCUACAUCAUGAAUGGAGAGACCUGGAGACAGUUCUAGAGAAGGCCUUGCAUCAUACUGAUAUUCAGUCCCAAAAGGCCAGCAGCCUUUUGCUGGAGUUGUCAUAUCUGCGGGGACAUUUAGAAUCAAUCGGUGAAGAACUUGAAGCCAAAUAUCCGAGUAGCCAAGUAUGCCAGUGGGAUCACAAGAAGGCGCAGCAGUUUUUGAUGGCACAUGCCGAGGUUAAAGCUGCUAACGUGAAAUAUCUCCAUUUGAAAGAAAGGUCGGAGUCACUACUCCUAAGUUUAUGGCCAAAAGAAACCGCAGAGAUAAACAAAGGUCUGCUGAAUGUCAAAGACCAAGUUUGUCUAUCAGAAGAGUGGAUGUCCUCUCAAAUUCAGAAAAGCAGUAAUCCUAUAAUGGAGCAAGUGAUGACAGUGGCGAGGGAUGGGCUCACUUGGGCCAAGCAGAUUGAGAGUGAUCUUGAUGGCAGGCGAAAGACGGUACCUCUGCACCCUGAGGCGGUUCACCAGCAACUCAGGGAUCUGAAAAGGCUGCAGUCUGAGGUCACAAUCAAACACAGUCAACUAAAAAUACAGGUAAAAGAGGUAGCAGGUUACUUACCACAGCUGGACCCAGCCGAGGAGAUACCUGUGGUUCAUUCUUUGCUGGACUAUCUAAAAGAAUGUUCAAAGUCAAUCACUGAGAAGUUAUCCAAAGCCAUGAAGGACACAGAAUCCGGUCUGCAGAUCAGGGAAAAGCAAUUUGAACAGAUUGCAGAUCUAGACACCUGGGUUGGGACUCAUCUGCAAAGAGUCACAGCCAAAAGCAUAGGUGGGGAAUGCAUGUGUCCUGCUGAGAUUGAUUACAGUGAGAUCCAAGAAACGCUUGUUGAAGCUAAAACACAGUCUGCUCUCUGCAAUGCCCUUUUAAAUAAGAGUAAAGACAUUUGCUCUGAGCUUAGCAUCACUGAGAAUUGCCAGCUUUUUGACAAGAUUAAAGACCUACAAAAAGAUAUUGACAUGAUCAGCAGCUAUGAAAAGUCUAACAAAAAUGAACUAGAAGAACAUAUGCAAUCUUUGGAGUCAAACAAGCAACAGCUAGCCACUAUUGAAAAAAACCUGAGGGAAAUGCAAGUAGACUUGGGAAAAUUCAGGUUCCCUAUCACAAUAGAAUCCCUGCAAGUUUUGGAACCUUUCAAUCAAUUGCUUUUGGAACAGAAGUCACAGAUUGACAUUCUCCAAUCCCGGAUUCCACCAGAAAAGACAAUCGAACUAUACUCAGGCACUGCUGCAAUUCACAACCUAAUGACUAGUCUGCAAAUGAAGGCCAGAAAUCAUGAAAGGUACCUCAACCUGAGGCAACGUGCCGAAGACAUUAAAGAGGCUAUUGAGGAACAGGUCAACCAGACCAAUGAAGAGAGCAGGGAGGUGGCAGAGAAGUAUAAGAUCUGUCAAAAGCUUAUUUUCCAGUUCCCGCUGAUAAAAAAGCUAUGUGACGAGGCUGGAUCUGAACUCCAGGUGAUCCUGGCUGACCUAUACCCUUCACAACUGAGCUCAGAGCAACAGAGACUUCAACAACUUGAGGAAAGCUUCAAAAUCUUGGAGAAGAAAACCCUCAACGAUAUCAGCCUUUUUGAGUGGAGUCUACUGAAAGAAGUGGAUCUGGUCACAGAGAGAAAAGCCACACGAGCCUCGCUCAGAGAGGCUCUCCUGGAGCUCCAAAAACCCCCACUGAUGGAGCCAAACGAGAGAUCCAUUGAUAAGGAAUACCAGAGGAUAAUGUUUCUGAAAAAAACUGUUGAGUCAAGAAUGAGAGCCUUGGAGGUUUUAGAGCAGAACAAAGGACACAAGGAAGGAACCAACACUUUAGAUCUUGAACACUUGAAGAAGGAAGUUCUACAUGAAUGUGACUCACAAAUGGACAAUAUCUCUGGUGCAAGGAUUUCACUGAAGAACUACAUCUCUACUGUAAAACAAACACGAAAAUUCCUGAGGGACUCUGAGGUCUUUCUGCUACCCCUUCCUGGCUCAGCUGGAGUCUGUUGUGAAAAGUUGGAGGUGACCCAGCAGGUGUUGGCCUCCCUGGAGGACAACAUCCAGACUUACAUUGACCAGCUGAAAGGGGAAGAGACCCUGCAUCCUUACUUGUCCCUUGUGGAGGUAGAGCAACUCAAAGAGGCCAUUCUGAGCCAGUUCCUGGUGAGGAUUUCCACACUUAAGGCAAAGGGCUUUCUACAUUUGGAGAAUCUUACAAGCUGUGCUGAAAAUUACAGAAAUUAUACUAAAUUUAAUGAAGACAUCAGUCUGAGUGUAAGGAACACAGAGGGGAGCCUUGCACAGGUGGUCUCUCAGAGGGUCAACUCUCUGGCUGACUGUAGUGAACAGUUAGCUAAAGUUGUGGCAUUGCAAGAGGAGCUGGAUUGUCUGCAAAAACAUCUGGAAGAGGUGGUGGACUGGUGUCCGGAGCAGAGCUGCCGUGGACACCGGGAAACCUCAAUGGCCGCCGUAUGGAGACGCAUAGUAACACUCCGCCAUUGCUUUCAGCAGCUGACUCCUAGACUUAAACAAAUAAUUGUAGAAUGGAGUGACAUCACCUGCAGUGUGGAGAAAGCGUCCGCUUUACUGCAGCAGGUGGAGGCGGAGCUCCCUAAGCCUGCCCCGUUGAUUGCAUCUACCAAUGAGCUUCAUGAUCUGCAGCAGUUCUGGGAACUAUACCAGGACAGGCUGGACUGUGAACACAACUCUCUUUCUGCCCUUGAGUUACGCAUUACCAGGCUGCUGGGUAUCCCUGCCAAUGUGGAACAGGCUCCGCCCGCUCCACUCUGUCAGCAGCUCCAAGCAAUGCAGGCCAGGUACAAUAGUGUAAAGCAGACCAGCCGCGAGGGUUUGGCGUUCAUCAAGCUGGAUCUAGAGGAGAAAGAAAAAGUGCAGGAGGAGCUGCAGGUCGUUUGGGUUUGGUUGACCGCUGCUGACAGUCUGUUGUCAGAGAUGGACCCAAGCAGCAACACAGCAAAGCUGAAGGAGAUCCAUUGCCAGUUGUGCAUCCAGAAGGCUUUGGUCCAUCGCAUCAUGGAACGUAUAAAUACAAAAUACUCAGAGACUGUGCCAGCCGAGAUCGGUGGCCAACUGCAGGAGAUUCAAAAGACUUUACAACAAGUCCAAGUCAAGGUACAAGAGGCAAUAGAAAAGAGUGACCCUGUACACAGAAUCGGUGCAAAGCUGCUGGAAACCCACACUGGCUUGAGUUCAGUGCGGCAAACGCUGGAAGAGAAAAGUUCUACUGUAACAGACGCAAAGCUUACUCAGAAGCUGGUGUGGGACCAGUUGGACAGAUGGCACUCGAAUGUGGCAGCGCUGGAAGCUGAUAUGCGGACCCUGGAGAGCCCGCAGGAGGCGUUGUCCCUCGCAGAGAGACUAACGGAGGUGCAGCAGCUCUAUGCUCAUCUAGCCAAGCAGGCGGAGCAUAAGACCACUCUCCUCAGCAAGAUGCAGACGUGGCUUCAGGAGCAUCAAGAAAUGAUCAACAGCUCCGAGAGUUGGAUGGCACAGACUCAGUCCUGGCUCGCCGCUCCUCGCACUUACACCACAGCUAAAUGUCUGAGCGACCAUGUUCAAGCUCUGCAGACGGUCUUGAAAGACUCAACGCAGAUCCGCAGCACUUUGCAAGGUUUUAGUUCAGUCCUGGACGAAAUGUCUCAAGUGGUGGACGUGUCCGCUCUCCGGGAACAGCUCUCCCAAGCCGACCGCCAAGUGGCCGCCGUUCAAGACAGCUUUGCAGCUCCUUUGUCUCGACUCCAGCAGGCCACCUCCGAGGUGGAAGUGAUCGAGAGCGAGGUCAGGGAGAUGGAGAGCAACGUUGCUGAGAUCAAGAGUAUUUUAUCUUCUCCAGAGACUCUGCCCAGCCCCAAAGAGAGACGUCUCAAGGUGGUGGAACAGAAGAUCCACUCCAUGAGGAGCGGCAUCGCGGACAUCCAGAAGGCAAAACCGGAACUUCAUCUUCCAGAGAAGGCUGAGGAGACGCUGACCGUCUUCAGUGUCAUUGAGGAGCUGCAGAAGUUGCUGCUAGAACUGGAGAAGAAAGUCCCAGCUCUCUUUAUCCAGCAGCUUCCCACGCCACUCCAAGUCCCGAAGACCACAUCCCAAGCAGGAUCCAGCAUGGAGGAAGCUGAGGAGAACGCCCAAAUCAUGAUCGCCCAUGUUGAGGAUGACGCGCUGCGACUCUCAGGAGCUACGUUGUUGACGGUUGAAAGAGCGACGCCCGAGCAGAGACUGUCAGAGACCGCUGACAGCCCGACGCGGCAAGGCGCUGGCGGCGAGGAGGCCUGUCAGGAAGUGGGAGGGCAGGAGCAGAGUGUGAAGGGAGGUGGAGGAGGUGUUGUGUGGUGGCUCUGGGAUGCUCUCCUGGGUGGUUCUUCUGAGCAACCGGACGCCCCUGAAAAGAGAGAAGCUUCCGGUGAAGAAAGCCCAGAGCUGGCGUCGCCAGAUGACACCCAGGACGUGCCCGGCGCCGCUGACGAGCGUUCUCCCGAGGACCGGUCGGACGUGGAGAGCGAGAGCGCCGACGAGAGACUGGUAAACACGUCCUCCUCCACCGCAAACCUCCACAAAGCUCAGCAGAGAUGUGUGCUCUCGCCCCGCCCCCCGGAGGGAGCCCUCCACGCGGGCCUGGAGCGGGUCGAGCAGCUGGAGCGCUGGCUGCACGCGGCGCACGCACGUCUGGAGGCGGGCGGCGUGGACAUGCAGGACGGCGUGGAGCGACAACUCCUCACCUGCCAGGAGAUGUUCCUGGAGAUCGAGCAGCAGGUGUCCAUCCUGCCCCAGCUGGGUGUCACGGAGGCCCCGCGGCCCCGCCAAACGGGGCCGGAGUCCGCCGCGGAGUCCCAGCGGGAGGCGGCCGAGCUGCUGGCGUCCAAACUGGGAGUCCUCAAGUCCAACCUGAUAUCCUUCCAGCAGCUGCUGCAGGACAAGCAGGGAGACCGGAGGAGGCUCGCCCACAAGGAGACGCCAGAGAAGGUGGAGCGCCCCCUGGCGGCCAGGCUCAGACGCAGCAGCAGCGUCCAGGAGGUCUUCUCCUCGCCCAGAAACAAGCUUCUGCGUCAGAGCAGCCUGCAGCAGCAGAAGGACUUGGAGCAGCAGCUGAGCGAGCAGCGAGAUCUGACGCAGGCCAUCGCCAGCGCUCGCCGUCCCAGCCACCAGCCGCGGAACCAGGUCCCGCCGUCGCCACGGAGGUGUCCCGCCGAGGACGAGGACCACGGCGCCGCUGAGACGUGGGACGGCCUUCACGGUCGCCUGCUGGCUGUGGAGGAGAGCUGGCUGCUUCCUGCCUCCCAGGUGACAGACUCAUCUGCCACGAGUCGGGAUGGAGCAGCGGGACGCCUUAAAGAGCUCCACGCUCACGUAGGACGCCUCCGAGAUCUGGGACAGUCUGCCGAGACGACAUCGACUGUGGACACCCCCCUUGAGGAGGACGUUCUUCACGUACUGCACGAGCUCUGCCACUUCCUGUCCUCCAUCAACCAUACGCCGCACUCGCUGGAGGAAGUUGUGCACGAAGACCACCAGAGACCAGUCCACCUGCAGACUCUGGCCGCAGACUUGUCCGCCCUUCAGAGCGAGUUGGCGACGGUGACGCGCGUCCUGGGGUCCACGGGUGUCCGGCAGUGCGUGGACGUCCUCUGCAGGAUCCUCCCGGUGGUGCGGGCGGCGCUGAUCAGCCGAGAAACGGAAGUUGAAAAGCUGCAAGAGCAGAAGUCUACGCAACAGGUUGUGACCUCCAUGCAGGAGCCGGCUGACCGUGUGGACCCCGAGAUGGAGGCCACCGCGCCGCAGGGGGAAGUCCACGGCGGUCCGUGUGGCGCUCCGGCCGGCGUUCGCUCCUUCGGCGAGGAGCCGCUGAGGAGCGGCGAGGAGGCGCUGAAGCACUGCGAGCGUCUGGUGUGCGGCAGCAAGGAUUUGCUCGCUCUGGCCUCUGAACACCUGGAGCAGAACCUGCGGCUCCAGACCAGGACUCGUCUGCAGCAGCAGCUCUGCGGUCACACGAGGUUCUUCAGGUUCCUGAGCCAACAUUUACACAACCUGCGGUACCUGUGCCAGAGAGUUCCAGAGAGCGCCCUCCAGAGGUGGGAGGGUGUAAUGCGGGACGUUCAGGACAAGGCCCUCCCGCUGCAGACGCAGGCCUUGGAGAAAGGAGUUAGCAUGGAACAACUCCUACAGAUGUGGUCACGGUGGGAGGACGACGCUGCCUGGUGCCAGUCCCUGCUGAGGGGUCUUGAAACGUCAUUUCCCAGGACGCAGCUGAGGAUGGACGCAUCGAGGCUGCUGUGUGUCCACCAGGAGCUGCGCUCGGUUCUCGAAAGGAACGCCGCUCGCUUCGGUCGGACUUUGGAGGCGGGGCUCAAGCUCCAGAAGGAAGCCUGCGAGGGAGUGGGCGUGGCCCGCAGUCAGCUGGAGGCCCGUUGGAGAGGUGUUGAGAAGAGGCUGAAGAUAGGCAGCGCCAACGUGGAGAGGAGGAGCAAGCUGAGGAACAGCUUUGACUGCGACUCCGCCACACUCACGGCCUGGAUGGGCGGGGCCAGGCAGUCGAUUGACAGGUGGACACAGCUGGUGGUCUCGGCCGCUGCGGACGACACAGGCGGCGAGCAGAGGCGGGAGGAGUACCGUCACUUUGUGACGCUGAGCAAGGAGCUGGAAGACCAAAGUGGACUCAAGGCCACACUUGUCAGCACCGGCGCCCAGUUGGCGGAGCUGAGCCAAGACGAUGAAGACUGUGAUGAAGAUCCAGAGGCCCAAGUGUCCACCUCGGACCUCCAUCUCGAUUGGAUCGGGGCCCAGCUCAGACAACUGGAAAAGGACUGGUCCGGUCUGUUGGCGGACGUCCCCGUGGUCCAACAGGCUCUGCACAAGUGGAGGUUGGAGACUGUGAGCCACCAGGGGGCGCUGCUGGAGUUGCUGGCCUGGCUGGAGGAGGUGGAGUCCAGACUGGAGGAGCAAUGCAGCCGUAUGGAAGCAGUCUCCUGCACCAGCCUGGACCUCAGACAGCUUUUGAAGUACUGCAAGGAGUGUCAGGUGGAGAUGUCAGCCAAUCAGGGCACACUGGACCACGCCAGCCAGCCAUCACAGACCUGGACUACCACGGAGGGCCAGAGGGGGCGCUAUGAAGACAACCGGUUCGCAGAGGACCAGGGUCUCCUCAACCGUCGCUGGCUGACUUUGCAGACGGCGCUGAACUCUCAGGUCCAAGAGCUGGAGGAGGAGUUGAGGAUCAGGACUGAGCAGGAAGUCGGUCUCCAGCGGAUCAACAGCUGGAUCACUGAGCAAAACCUCUGGAUGGACUCGGCUCGGACCCCUCGCAGCCUGGCGGAGCUCCAGCGCAGCGUAGAAACCUGCAAGAACAUCGAGGAGCAGAUCAGGCUGAGGAGUGCGGCUCUGCGGGAGCUCACCAACAAACAAGACGGCCGCUUCGCAAGUCAGGCUGAUCGAUCCAGCGCGGCCUGCGCUGCGCUCGCACAGCAGAGUGACACGGUGAAGAGCGGUCUGCUUGAGGCCAGGCGGCUGUGGCUCUCGGCGGACCACGCGCUGCAUCACAUGGGGCGGAGGCAGGUGACGACGUCCCACACGUUGGAGCUUCUCCACGGCCCUCGACUCUCCCUGCAAGCCCACGGAGACCUCCUGCGUCAGCUGGAGAGUCUUCGCGAGGAGAUGGAGACUCCAGAGUGGGACCAGAUCAAUCAAACCUUCUCCUCUCUUCAACGCCUCAUCCACCCGGCCGCAGCCUCCAUCCUGAAUGAGCAGCUGACCCGCCAGAGAGACAGUUGGGCGAGCGCGUCUGCGUCGUUGGACCAGCGCCUCCAGAGGAGCCGUGCCAUCCUAUCAGCUUGGCACGUCUACGCCCAGAGUGCCGCCGCCUUCUCACAGCGUCUGAAGGAUGUGCAGAGGGACGCCACGCACACCCGGAGUGCGGUCAGACCAGACAGCACUGUGGACAACAUCGCUGACGACGUGCGCCAAGUUCAGACUCUGUGCCAGCGAGCCGAGGCUUUGCAGUUUGACCUGCAGGGAGUGCUGGAGAUCUCCAAGGACCUGAUUGGCCGCCUGGAGCCCCCGGCCGCGGCUCUGGUCCAAUCGGAGGGCAGGUUGCUGUCACGUAGCGUCCUGCAGCUGAGCGAGACGCUGGCCGCAAAGCAAGCGGAGCUGCAGGAGGAGCUGACCACACUGCAAGAGGUCAGCAGCCUUCUGGACAUGCUGGAGUCCAAACUGGAGUGCUGGCUGCAGCGCCUGGAAGACCAGAACCGCCCGGUCGAUCAGUCUGGCUACCUGGAGCUCAGCUCUCUGACCGCCCACCUGGACGUGCUCAACGAGCUGAGCCGCGGCCUCACGCUGGGCGACUGCGCCGCGCGCCGCCUGCAGCGCCUCAACCGCCGCUGGGGCGACGCCUCCUCGAGAGCCGAGGAGGCCUGCAGUGAGUUGCAGACGGAGGCGCUGAGGCAGCAGACGUUCGAGCAGAAGUGCGAGAGCUGGAUGGCGUUCCUGCAGAGCAUGGAGGACCGGCUGGUGGUGGACGUGCCGGGCUCGUACGACGGCCUCAGGGAGCAGCUGUGCACCCACAAGCGCUUCCAGGUGGAGCUGUCCGUGGGCCACCAGAUCCUCCAUUCCGUCAUCGCCGACGCUCUGCGCCUGCUGCAGAGAGGAGAGGUGGACGACAGGAGCGACUUCAUCCUGAAGCUGAGCCAGCUGAGGGAGCACUGGCACGGCGCCGUGCGGCGGGGCGACCAGCGGCGCUCCCUGGUGGAGGGCCUGGUCAAGCAGUGGCACCUGUACCGCCGCAGCUUGAGGAAGCUGCGGCGCUUCCUCUCCGACACCCGCCGCCUGCUGCCGCUCGCCGGGCCGCCCCGAUGCAGCCUGCAGCAGCUGCGGCGCUCGCUCCAGGACCUCCAGCACACCCAGCUGCUCUUCCAGAGGCACCAGUGCGGCUUCCUCCACACCCUGGAGGUGGGCCGCCAGCUCUUCUCCAUGGCCGACCAGGAAACCCAGAACCGGAUCCAGACGGACCUGGGAGCGCUGCAGGAGGAGUGGGACGACCUCCACGGUCUGCUGAGCCGCAGGGUGGACCUGGCCCAGACCAUCGUGGAGAACUGGCAGCGCUGCGAGGCGGGACUGACAGACAAGAUGCUGCAGCUGAAGGACAUGAAGACCAGACUCAACCAGUCGCUGCCAGAGUGCGAUGACGGCAACAAGGAGAGCGAGGACCCCCUGGAGGACUGGGCGGAGAGCCUGAGAGAGCUGAGCACCAUGAAGACGGACCUGAGCCAGUACGUCAUGGCCGACGACGUGCUGCUGCUGGAGGAGCAGGUGAAGCACCUGCACUGCCAGUGGGAGGAGCUCUGCCUUAAGGUGGGUGCAAAAAUACACAACAUGACACGCGUCCUCACAACGCUGUACGGACAUUUCUGCCCAAGUCAAUAA
Messenger RNA from Entelurus aequoreus (snake pipefish), 27259 nucleotides. RefSeq names its product spectrin repeat containing, nuclear envelope 2b (gene syne2b). The coding region runs from base 35 to 27259 and encodes 9074 amino acids. The record is from RefSeq and is a predicted model, not a curated record. The transcript has 107 exons. Gene Ontology annotation, molecular function: protein binding. NCBI's taxonomy places the organism in Eukaryota, Metazoa, Chordata, Actinopteri, Syngnathiformes, Syngnathidae.